AUGGUUAAUACCCAUUCGUCAAGUAGCAAAUCUACAUUAUAUAGUACUAUUUCGAGAUACAUUCUUUUAAACUAUAGUCUACUUGACUAUUCAAAUCUACUUUUUCUAGAAUACAUGCUAGCCGCCUUCCCGCGGCGGGAAAAUAGGCCAUAUAAAAUUUCAAUUAACUUUAAAUUAGAUAAAUAUGAAGGAACGAUAUUUUUCUUAAUACUAGUUCUGUCUGAUUAUGGUCUUAUUUUGUUUAACCCUCUUUUGUGUAUAACGUUCUUAACGGUUAUUAUCUGUCUUAAUAUUUAUAUCACUUUUAAGAUAAUUAAUAAAAAUUUACACAUAUAUACAUUUAGAAUGAAGAAAGUUUUUAAGAGGUUUUUCACACUUUUUUUCAAAUAG
Molecule: messenger RNA, 390 nt
Organism: Aspergillus terreus NIH2624
Lineage: Eukaryota; Fungi; Ascomycota; Eurotiomycetes; Eurotiales; Aspergillaceae
Exons: 18
Coding region: 1-390 (129 amino acids)
Source: RefSeq, a predicted model, not a curated record